GACGCCAGCCACCGGCGGCGCUAGCACCUCGGAGCAGAGCGCAGCGCGGAGCCCGGGGCUGCAGAGACCACCCGGGCCCUCUGCCCUUGCUCCCGCCGGGGCCAGGUGCAAAGAACCCUGAAGAACGUGGUGAUCUCCAACAAGCUUCCUGAGAUGUUGACUGCCGAGCUAACCAUGAACAUGAGCCAAAAAUGUUAAUAUAUGAACCAAGACCAUGGGGAAUUCAUAUGCUGGGCAACUGAAAUCGGCUAGAUUUGAGGAAGCUCUACACAAUUCCAUAGAGGCCUCGCUCAGAUGCAGUAGUGUUGUGCCACGGCCAAUCUUUUCCCAGCUCUACUUGGACCCAGAUCAACACCCUUUCUCAUCUGCAGAUGUCAAACCCAAGGUGGAAGACCUAGAUAAAGAUCUAGCACACCGCUACACUCAAAAUGGCAGCCUGGAUUUUUCUAACAACAUAGCAAUUAAUGAAAUGGAAGAUGAUGAAGAUGAAGAAGAAAUGUCUGACUCAAACAGCCCACCAGUUCCCUACUCACAAAAGCCAGCCCCAGAAGGGUCUUGCACUACAGAUGGCUUUUGUCAAGCAGGAAAGGAUUUGCGUUUGGUGUCACUGUGUAUGGAGCAAAUUGACAUCCCAGCAGGAUUCCUCCUGGUCGGGGCCAAGUCUCCCAAUCUUCCUGAACAUAUCCUAGUUUGUGCUGUGGAUAAGCGAUUUCUACCAGAUGACCAUGGAAAAAAUGCACUUUUAGGGUUUUCUGGAAAUUGUAUUGGUUGUGGAGAGAGAGGGUUUCGAUAUUUCACGGAAUUUUCCAACCACAUUAACUUGAAGCUCACCACCCAGCCGAAGAAGCAGAAGCACUUGAAGUACUACCUAGUCAGGACCUCCCAGGGUGUGCUAGCAAAGGGACCUCUCAUCUGCUGGAAAGAAUGUAGAAGCCGACAAUCUUCUGCUGUUUGCCACUCCACUAAACCUAUUCCUUCAGUGCCAUCAACUGUGGCUCCAGAAAAUGGAGCAGCUAAUGGAUACAAAGCAGGCUUUACUCAAACAGAUUCGCCGGCUCUCAGUCGAGCUAAUUCUGCAAUCAAUUUAAGUGGCGCUCAGGACCUGACCCGGAAUAAGAAUAUUGUGAAACCACUGCCUUUAUCUUUGCAGGUUGUAGGAAAGAGUUUUGCUGCAGAAGCAGCCAAUGGUACCACUAGCCAUGGAGGGAAGAGUGGCACAUCCAGUUCCAUGCCAUCCCGCUCGGGGAACUACUCUUUGUCACCAAGACCUACCUACACAUCCAUAGACCAAGCUAAUAUGUUCAUUUCUGGCCCACCAAAGAAACGACACCGGGGAUGGUAUCCCGGGUCACCUGUCUCCCAACCUGCUCUAGUUGUGCCUGUUCCCACAGUUCGCCCUCUUUCAAGAACUGAGCCCCUCUUAUCUACCCCAGUUCCACAGACCCCGUUAACUGGAAUUCUCCAGCCUCGGCCUGUCCCUGCAGGGGAAACUGUGAUUAUUCCUGAAAACCUGCUGAGUAACUCAGGAGUUAGACCAGUGAUCCUGAUAGGCUGUGGCGCUUUACCUUAUUUCUAUGGAAAUGUUGGUGACAUUGUUGUGAGUCCUCUGCUGGUGAACUGCUACAAGAUCCCACAGCUGGAAAACAAGGAUCUGGAGCAGUUGGGGUUGGCUAGCACCCAGCUCCUGAGUGUGGAAAGCAUGAUCCUUCUGACUAUACAGUACCUUGUACGGUUAGGUCCCGACCAGAUCCCUCUCAGGGAAGAGUUUGAGCAGAUCCUGCUGAAAGCCAUGCAGGAGCUCACUGCGCGGGAGCGAACCCUGCAGACGGGUGCUCCGUGGACACCCGUGUCACCGGGACAGCUCCCCUGGCUUGCUAGAUUAGCUGCCAGUGUGUCUCAAGACAUGGUUCAUGUGAUUGUGACCCAAAACUCUCUGGCAGAGGGCAUUUCAGAGACACUAAGGCUUCUCAGUGAAACCAAACACUAUCAGAGACUACCGGAUUAUGUCGUAGCAAUUUGUGCAUCGAAAAUCAGAGGAAAUGAAUUUUGUGUGAUUGUAUUAGGUCAGCAUCAGUCCCGGGCUCUGGCAGAGAGCAUGCUUACCACAAGUGAAUUUUUGAAAGAAAUUAGUUAUGAGCUCAUCACAGGAAAGGUCAGUUUCCUGGCAUCGCAUUUCAGAACCACCUCACUAGGCGAUGACCUGGACAAGCUGCUAGAAAAAAUGCAACAAAGAAGAGGAGACAGUGUGGUCACCCCUUUCAAUGGUGACCUUAACGAGUGUGUGUCACCUCAGGAGGCUGCUGCUAUGAUCCCCACACAAAAUCUGGAUGUAGAUAACGAAACCUUCCAAAUUUAUCAACCACAGCUCACAGUUGCCAGAAGACUCUUGUCCCAAGUGUGUGCAAUUGCAGACAGCGGCAGCCAGAGCCUGGACCUGGGCCACUUUAGCAAAGUGGACUUCAUCAUCAUCGUCCCACGGUCAGAAGUUCUGGUCCAGCAAACUCUCCAACGGGUCCGACAAUCAGGUGUCCUUGUAGACCUGGGUCUGGAAGAAAAUGGAAUGGCUCAUCAGAGAGCAGAAAAAUAUGUUGUUCGCCUGGACAAUGACAUUCAAAGCAAGUUUGAAGUUUUUAUGAGAAGGGUGAAACAGAAUCCAUACACACUGUUUGUGCUAGUUCAUGACAACUCCCAUGUGGAGCUAACGAGUGUGAUUUCGGGUUCUCUGUCACAUGGUGAGCCAACUCAUGGAUUGGCUGAUCGCGUCAUUAACUGCAGAGAAGUUCUAGAAGCUUUCAACCUCCUGGUGCUCCAAGUGAGCUCCUUCCCAUACACACUGCAGACCCAGCAGUCUCGAAUCAGCUCCAGCAAUGAGGUCCACUGGAUACAACUGGACACAACGGAGGAUGUGGGCUGUGAGAAGCUCUACUUUGGCUUGAAUGAGUACAGCAAGUCGCUGCAGUGGGGGGUCACCAGCCCACUUCUGAGAUGUGACGAGACUUUUGAGAAGAUGGUGAGCACACUCUUGGAGAGGUACCCCACGCUGCACAGCAUGGUCGUACGCUGCUAUCUUCUCAUCCAGCAGUACUCAGAGGCCUUGAUGGCUCUCACCACCAUGGCAUCACUCCGAGACCACAGCACACCGGAAACACUCAGCAUUAUGGAUGACCUUCUCAGCUGCCCAGGAAAAAACAAGAGUGGCCGGGGACCGAUGCUCAUCAUCAGAGUGCCGUCCGUGCAGCUGGCCAUGCUGGCCAGGGAGCGACUGCAGGAGGUGCGGGACAAGCUGGGGCUGCAGUAUCGCUUUGAGAUCAUCCUGGGGAGCCCGGCCUCAGAACUCCAUGUUGCAGCUCACUUCGUGGCACGAUUAAAGACCUGGAGAGGAAAUGACCAGGAAGACUGGAUCCCUCGGACUUACCAGGACUUGGAAGGUCUGCCCUGCAUAGUGAUAUUAACUGGCAAGGACCCUCUUGGAGAAACUUUUCCCAGGUCUUUAAAGUACUGCGACCUGCGAUUAAUUGACUCAAGUUACUUAACUCGCACGGCCUUGGAGCAGGAGGUGGGCCUGGCGUGCUGCUACGUCUCAAAAGAGGUCAUCCGGGGGCCUGCUGCUGCCUUGGACCUCAGUGGAAAGGAGGCUGAGAGGGCCCCCACCAGUGAAAAUGACUCUGAGGAGCUGCUCAUUGAUUUGGAGCGACCACAGAGCAACAGCAGCGCUGUCACAGGAACCUCAGGUUCCAUCAUGGAGAACGGGGUGAGUUCCUCCAGCACAGCUGACAAAUCCCAGCAGCAGCCGCUGACCUCCAGCGUCCAGCUGAAUGAAGGGGUCUCCGCCAGCACUGCUGUGGUUGGGGAGAGCCUGAAGCAGGAGUGUGACUCCUUGGGCCUUCCAGUGGCCAGCAGCACCACCUCCAAGCCUUCUUCGACCUCACCCUCGAGUGCCCAGGCUCUUACAUGGUCAGGGCAGCCCUCCAGAGGCUGCCGGGGUCUGCACACAGCCUUGCCCCCAGUGGUGAUCUUAUCCAAAGCUGCAUACAGCCUGCUGGGAUCCCAGAAGGGUGGUAGGCUGCCACCCUCCUCAUCCCUGCUACCCCAUGCCGAUGUGGCCUGGGUGAGCUCCCUGCGGCCAGGCCUGCACAAGGACAUGGGCAGCGAGGAGCAGUCCCUUUACUACCGCCAGUGGACUUCUGCCCGACAGCACCACGCUGACUACAGCAACCAGCCAGACCCUGCCUCAGGCGCCCGGACCUUGCACCCGAGGCGCUUGCUGCUCACUGGCCCCCCCCAGGUGGGAAAGACUGGCUCCUAUUUACAGUUCCUUAGGAUCCUUUUCCGCAUGCUCAUUCGGCUGCUGGAGGUGGACGUGUAUGAUGAGGAGGAAAUAAACACAGAUCACAAUGAAACCUGCGGAGUGAGCAAGUCAGAGCGCGAGCCCUGGCCUGACAUUGAGACCUUCAGCAAAAUGCCUUUUGACGUCAGUGUGCAUGACCCCAAGUACAGUUUGAUGAGCCUCGUCUACACUGAGAGGCUGGCUGGGCUCAAACAAGAAGUAAUAAAGGAAUAUAAAGUUGAGGAGUCCCGGAAACGAGAAACCAUGUCUAUGAUGCUGACCAAAUAUGCGGCCUACAACACCUUCCACCACUGUGAACAGUGCCACCAAUACAUGGACUUCACGCCCACCUCCCAGAUAUCUGACUCUACCCUCCAUGCUUUCACAUUUUCUUCUUCUAUGCUGGGAGAAGAAGUCCAGCUCUAUUUCAUCAUUCCAAAGUCCAAAGAGAGUCAUUUUGUCUUCAGCAAACAGGGUAGACACCUGGAAAGUAUGCGGCUGCCCCUGGUUUCAGACAAGAACCUAAAUGCAGUCAAGAGUCCUAUUUUCACUCCUUCCAGUGGUCGCCACGAGCACGGACUCCUGAACCUUUUCCAUGCCAUGGAGGGCAUCAGCCAUCUUCACCUCCUGGUGGUUAAAGAAUACGAGAUGCCACUGUACCGAAAGUACUGGCCCAACCACAUCAUGCUAGUGCUUCCCGGCAUGUUCAAUAAUGCAGGCGUGGGUGCUGCCAGGUUCCUCAUCAAGGAACUGUCGUACCACAAUCUAGAACUGGAAAGGAAUCGCCUGGAGGAGCUGGGAGUCAAACGGCAGUGUGUCUGGCCUUUCAUCGUUGUAAUGGAUGACUCCUGUGUCCUGUGGAACAUUCACAGCGUUGAGGAGCCAACCAGCCAGCUGACAGAAGCAGGAAUUUCCAGCAAGAAUGUGUCCUUGAAGAGUGUCUUGCAGCAUAUUGAAGCCACACCAAAAAUUGUCCACUAUGCAAUCCUGGGCAUACAGAAAUGGAAUAGCAAGCUGACGUCUCAGAGCCUAAAGACUCCAUUCUCAAGAUGUCAUGUGCAUGAUUUCAUUCUCCUCAAUAUAGACCUGACUCAAAAUGUACAGUAUGACUUCAACAGGUAUUUCUGUGAAGAUGUUGACUUUAACCUGAGAACAAACAGCAGUGGCCUGCUUAUCUGCCGCUUUAAUAACUUCAGUCUCAUGAAGAAGCAUGUUCAGGUUGGAGGGCAAAGGGACUUUAUCAUUAAACCAAAGAUCAUGGUUUCAGAGAGCUUAGCUCCCAUCUUGCCCCUUCAGUACGUCUGUGCACCCGACAGUGAACACACGCUACUGGCAGCCCCUGCACAGUUCCUUCUGGAGAAGUUCCUUCAACAUGCCUCAUAUAAACUCUUCCCCAAAGCCAUUCAUAACUUCAAGAGUCCUGUACUGGCCAUUGACUGCUACCUUAACAUUGGACAGGAGGUAGCCAUAUGCUAUGUCAGCUCCAGACCCCAUUCCAGCAAUAUCAACUGUGAAGGGGUGUUUUUCAGUGGACUUCUCUUGUACCUCUGUGACUCUUUUGUAGGUGCCGAUCUUCUCAAGAAAUUCAAGUUUCUAAAAGGUGCUACUUUGUGCGUCAUCUGCCAAGACAGAAGCUCCUUACGGCAAACAAUUGUUCGCUUAGAGCUGGAGGAUGAGUGGCAGUUUCGCCUCCGGGAUGAGUUUCAAACUGCUAACAGCAGUGAUGAUAAGCCUCUCUACUUUCUUACUGGACGGCAUGUAUGAGUUGUUGAAGAGACCAAAAACAACAAACUGAUCCCUAGAUGGAGUGGGACAACAAUUAUUGGGGAUUUUAUUUUUUCCUUUAAAGUACAAUCACUGUGGAGCAAAGUGCAACAUAUUUAUCUCUUCUCCAAAGAGCUCCCCAAAUGUGACCAAGGUCUUCUUUGGGGCACUGUCCUUCUUUAGUUCUGCUGACAGGACCCAGAUUCAGGUCAAUGCCACAGUGGGCAGUUAUGCAAUUACACAGGAUGUGCUCUGCUGUGGGAGCCUGAGGAUAUAUUCUGGAGAAAAAACAUGGAGUAUGCAUUGUUUUUCCUACUACAUUAUGUUGGGGGGCAGGGGGCCGACCGUCAGCAUUAGCCAGCUUGAAUGUGUUACAUGAGACUCACACCACUGGUGUGGAAUUAAUUGAAGAUUAACACUUGAGGCCUGAACCCUCAGUUUCUCUUCAGUUCUGUACCUUGGUACAGUAUUACUCAGGGGUCUGAAAUGAUAGAAUGUAGAAGAUAUUUGUAUUUAAAAAGAAAUAGCUUUGUCUUUCUCUGUGCAGUGUUAGUUUAAGAUUUAUAAUCUUAUAUAUAUCGAAACCUUUGGCAAAAUUUCCACAGGAGUUAAAAGUUUACUAUUUAAACGGAACAAAGAAUCAGUACAUGCAGAGCAGGCAUUAGGUGCAUUCAUGAGGGUUCUCGGAGCUUGAGCCCUUUGCCUUGCCCAUUCCAGUCUUUAAGCACACCACAUUUAUAAGAAUGCAGAACAGUGAUUUGUACAAGAAACUAUGUGGACGAAUUAGCAUUCUGCAGUUAUGCUCUAUCACUGUGUUUCAAUUGAAAGGAAGGAGUUGGCACCUAGAAACUCACACAACAGGCUGGGAUUUAUUGUGGAUUUGAACUAGUGGAUUGCUGUGACUUAGGCUAAGCAUCCUUUAAAAGACUUAACCAGUAACAGCUGUCUUACAGUGACACACAAAAAUGGGUGGAAAUGGGAAACAGAACUAUAGACACGUUUUCCUUAAUUUUAUCAGUGACAUUUUUCCUGAGGAGUAAGGAAGACUCCACAAAGCGCCUUUUGAACUCAUUAAAAUUAGUGGGUAGUGUAUGACUAAUAUCAACAGUAGGGGGUAUAAGUUUCUAUGGAUUUCUCAUCAAAUAUUUUAAUCAGAAACAUUUUGAGAAAAUAUCUCACAGUAAUCUACUGAAGUUUACAUGUAAAUUGCUCUACUUCAUGGUACCUUUGAGUUUUCUCAGUCCAAGUGUCUGAUUUUAUCUCCAGUUAAGAUGGUCAUCUUUCCUUGAAUCUGUCUUAGAACCCAAGACUACUGAAAGUCUACUGAGCCUGCACUUAUUGCAGUGUUAGCUAAGCUUGGUUAUCCAGGAAUAAAAGGAGUUUACAGCUAGUGAGAAGAUGGAAUGGAUUAGAUGGAAAAGAACGGUUUGCAGCUCUCUUGGAUCUAAUAUAGCUACUUAUGAGGUUUUAAAUGUAUUUUAAAUGGAUAGUUCCUUUUAACCCCAUUUUAAAUUGUCCCUCAAGGAGGACCCGCCUUAUUAUAUGCUUAUUUCUUAACUUUAAUAGAGCAGAAUUUUAGCAAAGAGGUAUGUUCCAGGGCAGUCUAAUUUAGGUAUGAAUGCAUCUAACUUGUUCCUGUUUUGCUGAAAGGGUCCAAUGCAGGUAAUAUCAAGAAAGCCACUGUUUGUGCAAUAUUUCAAUAACACUAUGUAGGGUAAAUAAAAAUACUUGAAAUAAUUCCACAACUAUUGUGCCAGGGGCAGAGGCCUCUUAGGAGUUCUUACUGGCUUUUUCUUUUUGGACUCAGUUACUUUAAUGCAGGCACUCCGUGUUAGUUAGAGCUACACUGGAAAUUCAAGUGAUCAUAAACUGUAAACACUAUUCCACUCCUCCACGAGAAAAGCCAGAAUAGAACCAAAAGACUGUCCAUCACUCCAAUAACUGACAAGUUUUCAUUUACCUGCCUCUUUUUCUCCAAAGCCUAAAUAAAGGUUUGGAUAUUUUAAAGUUACCUUAAUCAGUGUAAUCCUUUAGUGAAUGCUAGGUCCUCUUUAAGGAUGGAAUUGCACAAGCCCAGACCAUCAUGACUUGUUAGUGCAUGUCUUGGUGUGUUUGAUUUUACCCUCUUCCAUCCCUGAGGACAGUGAGUUAGGUCAAAUAGAUUAAGUCACAUGGUAAUGUACCUGCAGACCUGCUGAACUUUGGCAUGCAUGACAGUUCACACAGGUUAAUAUUGAAUGUAACCUAAAAAAAAUUAGAAAAACUGUAGUCAAGUGUUGGCUGUAAUUUAUGCAACUGCUUCUUGUGAUUUUUAGAAAAGGGGGCACCCGUGUUACUUUGUUACUGUAAAAUUUUCUUAACGAAAAUUUGGUGAAUUUCACUCACUAGUCAGUCUACCUCACAUUUUGUUUAUGACGCUGUGUCUACAGUAUGUUGUUGUUCUUUCAUUUGGUGAAUGUAUUAAAAUUCCCUCCCACUCCUCAUUCA
Myodes glareolus (Bank vole) is the source of this 8578-nucleotide messenger RNA. RefSeq names its product GREB1 like retinoic acid receptor coactivator (gene Greb1l). Gene Ontology annotation, biological process: multicellular organism development; kidney development. NCBI's taxonomy places the organism in Eukaryota, Metazoa, Chordata, Mammalia, Rodentia, Cricetidae. The record is from RefSeq and is a predicted model, not a curated record.